AUGCGUUCUUGCACCCUGACUUUACUGCCCACGAGACAAAGAUUGCACUUUUACGCCCAGUUAGUAAACAUCUCCACUUCCUGUACCGCCGCUCAAGUUGCUGACUUUUCAUCAGAUGAUAACUCAACGGUGGUCUGCGAGUCGAUAAGCUACACUGACCUGCAGCAGAGGAUGCAGAAGCAUGCCACCUCAGGCAGCAUUACAAAAGCCCUGGAGACCCUGAAUUUCAUGAGGCAUAACGUGCCGGGAAAACCGACUGUUUACGACUAUAAUGCGAUGAUGGGUUGUUACUUCAAGUCGGGUAAUGUUUUGGUGAAUGAGGUGUUUGAGGUUUACAUUGGGAUGAAAAGGUUUGGGCCGACGCCGAAUUUAUUGACCUAUCACACUCUCUUGAAUGGGAUUAUGUCUGCCGGUGGGUUAAACGACGCAAUUUUGGUUGUUAAGGAAAUGAUAAAUUGUGGGUUGCUGCCUUCGUUUAAAGUUUUCUCGAAAUUGCUCAAGAAGCUGCUGCAAGCAGGGAGUGUAGAGGAUGCAACUUUAGUGUUCCAUAUUAUGUUUAGUUCCAACUUUUAUCCAAGUCAUUGUGAUACAAGUGCCUUGAUCCAGGGUCUUUGUAGUGAGGGGAUGGUCCAAAAGGCGUAUUUUGUCUUCUCGUUGUUUUCAGGUAAGGGACACUUUUGCAGAGGGUCUCUUUACAAUCCCAUACUAUGGAAUCUAUGUAAGUCUGACCAGACUUACACUGCUCUAUCAUUUUUCGGUUUGUUAGGAAAGAAGGGUUUCGUACACUGUGUGCAUUCAUACACUGCUUUGGUUUACGGUUUUAGUAAGGAAAAGCUCUGGGAUGAAGUUUUUCACUGCUUGAAUGUAAUGGAGAAUGUUGGUUGUAGGCCUAGUCUAGUAACUUAUACUGUAAUCAUUAAAUUUCUAUGUGAUGACGGUAAAGUUGAUGAAGCACUCAUCCUUUUAGGCAAGAUGGAGGAAGAAGGGUGUGAUCCUGAUCUGGUCACAUACAAUAUAAUUCUUCGUGAACUUAGUUAUCAAGGCAGGAUGGUUGAAAUUGAUGGCCUUCUUCGAGUUGCUGGUGAAAAGGGUUUGGUGGCUGAUGUGUACACUUAUGCUGCUUUGGCUGGAGGUCAGUUAAAAAGGGGCAAGGUGGAUUGUUCCAAUAAGAUGCUGUUCAAUGUUGUUAAGAAGGCCUGCUCUCUAGACGACGUUGCUUAUAAUAUAUACCUGCACUCCAUUUGCUGUGAUGGUAGUUCAAGAGAUGCUUUGUACCUGAUUCAGAGUUUGAUCAAGAAGGGUUUGUUUCGACCCACUAAUACAACUUACAAUGUGAUUCUAAAAGGGUUUUGUGAGGAGAAAAACAUGGAUGAGGCUCUAGAGUUGUUUUACCUUGCGAAGUUUCCUGAUAACGGGCCUGAUCUAAUUUCUUUCAACACGAUUUUGUCUGCUGCGUGUAAACUGGGAGAUUCAUCAGUGAUCAGGCAGAUUUUGGGGCGAAUGGAGUGCGAAAAAAUAAAUUGCGAUGUCACGAGCUUGACGUGUCUGAUUGAGUAUUAUUGUUCGACUGACAAUAUUUCCGAGUGCUUGAAGCUGGUGAAGUCCAUGGUGGUUAAGGGCCCUAGGCCUAACACAGUCACUUUGAACACCCUCCUUCUUGGGCUCUGCAAGAAGCGUAAACUCGAGAUGGCAUUAAAAAUGCUCGACUAUUUUAAAGAAAAUGGGAUAUCGCCCGAUACGGGUUCAUAUAAUAUUCUAAUGCGUGCCUCUGUACGUGUGGGCAAGAAUUAUCUUUUAUACGAGCUUUCAAAGGAGAUGUGUGGCAGGAAACUUAAACCGGAUGUCAGCACUCAUGGUUGCUUUAUAUAUGGAGCUUGCAGGGAAGGCAAGAUCCCACAUGCCCUUGAACAUCUAGACAUGAUGAGAGAUGAUGGAUUUGUUCCUGAUUUAUUUAUUUACAAGACGAUAAUGAAAGCGAUGUACAUGAGAGGGAUGUUUAGGGAGAUCAUGUAUUUGUUUAAAGUCAUGGCCAUGGAUGGCCAUUUGCCGAAUGAAAAUUCUUUUGAGAUCUUGAGAAGAGCAAAGAUGAAUGGUCGGAUGAAUGGCUCCUGCAACAUGCCUAACUGGAAGUGUGUGUAG
Messenger RNA from Striga hermonthica, 2139 nucleotides. The record is from the annotation of a GenBank genome assembly. Lineage: Eukaryota; Viridiplantae; Streptophyta; Magnoliopsida; Lamiales; Orobanchaceae.